Scutellospora calospora is the source of this 484-nucleotide messenger RNA. The record is from the annotation of a GenBank genome assembly. Lineage: Eukaryota; Fungi; Glomeromycota; Glomeromycetes; Diversisporales; Gigasporaceae.
UGCUCCAAUUAAUUCUAUCACAGACGAAUCACUUGAAAUUAUUCGUUGCCUGUUGGUGUCUUGUAAUCAUUUAGAAGGAUUCGCAUUGCGUGCACAGAGAUCAGUCCAGGAAUUAAUAGAGUAUGAUAAGCAUUUACUUGAUGGGGAUAUACUCUUUAAUCUAUUUAUCGAUCAUGCUCCAAAUUCUUUAUGUAAUCUUAAGUUUGAUUACUCUGAAGAUGAUUGUGAAACAGCAUUUAAAUUUAGUUACGCUGCAAUUAAAUUAUUUUUAAUUAAUUGGGAGAAACAAAGAAGGAAGAAACUUGGACUUUCUAUAGUGAUCGAAAAUUUAGGAAUGCUUACUCACGAAUUACAUGCGAUAGAAGAUAUACUUUAUGAAUAUCGUGUAAAAAAUGUUCUUGAAACAUGUAAAUUGAGUUCAAAAUCUCCACUGAUUUUCUCUAUUCGUGCAGAAGAUUGGCAAAGAAGUAUUCAUGAUGAUUGA